CCAAAGUGACCACUCCUAGUUAGUAGUUUCGCAAAAAAAAAUGUUGGUUCCUUGGGUGAAAUUCGUGGGAAUUCUUCUGGCGGCGAAAUUCGGCGGAAGCGAAAAUUCGAAUGUUCUCCCGGCCGAUAAGCAAACCACCAUUUUCCUACCGAAAGGCGCGAUAAAAUCUUACCGAUUUUCAUCGACAGUCGAAAACGGUUCGUUAUCGAUAACAGUCGUAACUUGCCCGCAUCCGAUUCGAAUGUCUGUUAAAUUGAACCGCAACGACUCGUCCGCAGCCGUUUACCCGAUCGAAAUCGGACCAGUUUUCGACGUCGACGAGGCUCUAACGACGAAUUUCACGUCGCGCGAGGGAGUGUAUAUUUUGGAUUUUUUUCCCGCCCACGAUGAUACCCAUUUGAACGUCUACGUCGGCACGGAAAUCGGCGGACCCGCCGUUUUCCAGCAAGAGAAACACUCGAAAAUUACCGUUCACAAAAAACGAAAGGAAUUGGUGGUCAAAUGGCGUCCGAGUUUAGUCGACCCGCAAAAUACCGAAUAUUGCUUGAUAAUCGACAACAAACAAUUAUUCAAAACUCUAUGCUUGACGAAUCGCAAUCGGGAACCCAAGAAGUCUGAUGGCGUGUACCCGAGGAAGAUUUGCGUGGGGGAGAAGCUGCAGUGCCGGUUGAAGGCCGAUUCGGGGGAAUCCCGGUACUUUUCGCUGUUCGCGACGAACAAACAGAGCAAUUUGACGUAUCUGUACGGUACUGAGACGAGUACCGGUCGCUCGAAGCCGUCGGCAUUGAAAGAUGGCAAAUGGACGUUGGCGAACCUGAAGAAAACCGGCGGGGAAGUUAACUUCAAAUACAGGGUAGCGAAAACUGGAGGGAAUGUGGUGAGAAUGUUCAUCAUUUCGUGCGAAUCCGGUUUGAAAUUAAAAAUCUAUAGAAGAGAUAAAGUAAUAUUAACAAGAAAUUUAACUAAACACAACGUAAUAUUGUUGAAUACACUUGAAAAUGGAUACAAAUACAACAUCAAGCUUAAAACGAGCGCAAAAGACGUCGAUAACAAUUCUCGUAUACAGAUUCUAGUUACAUCGAAAUCACAAUUUGAAUUUCCAUUUCCACAGAUGCCAAAUGACACGAGAAUUAUAGAAUACAAGUCCCUGAAAACUUGUUCUAGCGUUACCAUCGGGUGGCUCGUGCCCCCUCAGACAAAGUCCGCGCAUUACUGCUUCUUCGUGAAAGAGAAGGACGAAAAUGAAACGGCUUUUGAUAAAUGUGGAUUACGCAGACGGAUUACCGAUUUCGUAGUGCAUUAUUGCAAAGAGAUCGAUCACCAGAAUCAGAAAGUUUUAAUAGAAAAAGUGGCUUAUCUUGCGCCGGGUAAAAAUUAUGUCAUUCAAGUUGUCGUGAAAAAGCCAUACUUGAAAUCGCUUUCUUAUGAUUUAUUUCAAACCAGUACUUUGAGAAGUUGCAAAAAGUAUUAAAAAGAUGACUUUGAAGAAACAAUUUUAUAAAUAUUUAUUGUAAUAAGUAAAUAAGAAAACUCUUACUUCUCAGGUAAGCAGCCAAGUGUAUUUGACAUGUUCUGUAACGCAAAGUUAAUGUUUUAUU
This is a messenger RNA of Phyllotreta striolata, 1598 nucleotides long. NCBI's taxonomy places the organism in Eukaryota, Metazoa, Arthropoda, Insecta, Coleoptera, Chrysomelidae. The record is from the annotation of a GenBank genome assembly.